AUGGGUUCGCAAAUCGCCCCAAUUCCUAUUACCAUCGUCACCGGAUUCCUGGGCUCUGGCAAGACGACCCUCAUCCUCAACCUCAUCCCCCAACUCCGCGCCCAGAAUCCCUCGUACAAACUCGCCUUGCUAAAGAAUGAAUUCGGCGACCUCGCGGUAGACUCCCAGCUGGCCUCCAGCUCAGCCAUCUCCGGCGUCCAAGAAUUGCUCAACGGAUGCAUUUGCUGCAAUCUCGUAGGCCAGCUGGGCCCUGCGCUUGGAGAACUCGAAAAGACUGUCGUACCAGAUCGCAUCAUCAUCGAGACGAGCGGAUCUGCGUUCCCGGCCACCCUGGCGCUGGAGGUUAACCGAAUCGCGAGAGAUACAGGCAAAUAUGUUCUUGACGGAGUCAUCAGCGUCAUUGACGUGGAGAAUUGGAAGGGCUACGAGGACACGAGCUAUACGGCAAAGAUUCAGGCGCGAUAUACCGACUUGAUUGUGUUUAACAAGUGGGAGGCUGCGGGCGAGGACCGAUACGAUGAAUGUCUGGACAGAGUGGGCGACUUGGACAUCGAUGUGGCCCGUGUGAGGAGUGACAAGGGUUCGGUGGACAUUGGUGUCGUGUUUGGUAUCGAUGGAGGCCUGGCCAGGGAAUUGACGGAAGUCCAAGUCAGCGGAGAGCAUAAUCACGAUCACCAAACGAAGGGCGACGGUCAUAACCACGGUCACAGCCAUAGUCACCAAAGCGAGGUCGAAGUACUCUCAAUCGAGCUCAAAGGCGACAGUGGCGCUGCCGUCUCCACGGAUACGCUGCUCAAUUUUCUUAGGGCGGCUCCUAAAGACGAGGCAUACCGCAUCAAAUCCGUCCUUACUCUCUCAUCCACACCUAGAAACUCCGACCCAGACGUACCGCAACCCGAACCCCAUCCGCGUGGCCGGUACAUCUUGAACUGGGCAUUUGGUCGAUGGACGUUUACGCCCCUUGCUGAGACUGCUGAGGAACACUCUUCGAGCAACGGCGUUGUAUUACGGAUGACGAUGAUAAUGGCACGAUACGAGAGUAAUAAGUGGAAGAAGAGGAUAGAGGCUGGCUGUAUGAUAGAAUUAGAAGGUGAGGAUAAGGGGGAGUUGGUUGUUAAGAGGAUAUUGUAG
Messenger RNA from Trichoderma aggressivum f. europaeum, 1131 nucleotides. RefSeq lists its product as uncharacterized. Lineage: Eukaryota; Fungi; Ascomycota; Sordariomycetes; Hypocreales; Hypocreaceae. The record is from RefSeq and is a predicted model, not a curated record. The transcript has a single exon. Bases 1 to 1131 code for a protein of 376 amino acids. Gene Ontology annotation, cellular component: cytoplasm.